Messenger RNA from Hordeum vulgare subsp. vulgare (domesticated barley), 988 nucleotides. Its product is annotated as transcription factor BHLH6-like. The record is from RefSeq and is a predicted model, not a curated record. Gene Ontology annotation, cellular component: nucleus. Gene Ontology annotation, molecular function: protein dimerization activity; sequence-specific DNA binding; DNA-binding transcription factor activity. The coding region runs from base 1 to 831 and encodes 276 amino acids. Lineage: Eukaryota; Viridiplantae; Streptophyta; Magnoliopsida; Poales; Poaceae. Gene Ontology annotation, biological process: regulation of DNA-templated transcription. The transcript is spliced from 4 exons.
AUGGACUUCUGGGUUUGCUUGGACAAACAAGAGCGCCGUAGGUACGAACUUACCGGACAGAGGAUGAAGAGGGCUGAGGAUGAAUCGACUGACCUGGAUUGCAGCAUGCAGAUGUCCGACGGCUACAACGACUACUGGAGCUCCCCGGACACCGGAUACUGGAGCUCCCCAGUGGUGUCGGCGGCGGUGCCGGCGAGCAGCAUGAACAACGUCGUCGUAGGCGGCCGGAAUCUCAACAGCAAGCUCUACGCCCUCCGGAGCGUCGUCCCAAACAUCACCAAGAUGGAUAAGAUCUCCAUUCUCAAGGACGCCAUCGAGUACAUCCAGAAGCUGCGGGAGCAGGAGCGCCGGAUGCUCGCCGAGAUAUCCCUCCUUGAGUCGGCACCGGAGGUACAUGGCCAUGGCGACCUGCUUACUAGUACGGUACAGCCCGUCGUUCCGAACGCCGGCCACGCCAUGCCACCGGUGAAGAAGACAAGGAGCCCCAUGUCACUCCCGUCGGCGGUGACCCCCGCAUCCGCCAUGGCCGCCGCAUCUCCGCCGGUCGAGGCUAUCGAGGUGAGGGUGACGGGCGCUGGCGAUAAGCUGCUGGUGGUGAGCGUCGCGUGGCGCCACCGGAAGGGUGCCAUGGGAAAGGUGUGCUGCGCGCUCGAGGGCCUUCGGCUCGCCGUGUUCUCGGCCAACAUCAUGGUUGCGUCCGGGACGGUGACGUACACCGCGCUCGUACAGAGGCAGGAAAUACAUAAGAGCGAAAUGAAGGAAUUGAUCGAGACUGCAAUCGCCCAAGUUGAUGUCGCAGGAAGUACUCUAAGUACUAUGAGUUACUACUGAGUCAUGGGAUGUUAUGCAAUGCAUCGUUGCAUGUUCAUCUUAGUUAGUUACAAAUAAUCAUGUGUACUCCAGGAUAACAAGAACGCCAUGGUGUUUUGGCAAAAAGGAAAGAGAUUAAAUAAUACUCCCUCAGUCUCAAUAUAAGUGUCGUUUUUUA